AUGGAGUCUAUGAUGGAAGAGUCUUUUCUGCCGGAUAAUACAAUAGAUUCAAGUAGUGUAGAUUUGGAAACGUAUUUCCAAGAAGCCCAAAGAUUUUUCGACCGUGAUCUGUUGAAAGACGGUGAGUUCCAUUCGAAUUAGUAAUUUUUUUAAAUAAUAUUUAAAAAAAUUUUUCGUUAUAGCGAUGAAAGAGCUCAUGAAAAUCGUUGCUGUGAAAACUGACGACUUCGAGCUUCUCGUUAAGGUAUACCACAUGGUGGCGGAAAUUUCCUUCAGCAACAAGCUGUUCUUACAAGCCACGGACUUCCACAAAAAAGAGCUUUAUUUGCAAGAGUAAGUUCCGGAUUGAAUUUAUGCAAUAAAUGCUUUUUUUUGUUGCAGAGCCCUGAUGAACUACAGCGCUUGUGUUAGUUGUUUGUUGAAUAUCGCAAAUAUUCAUCAUAUGCAAAACAAGUUCGCAUCUUGCAAGUUAUCGUGCACCGAAGCAGUUUUAAUGGCUAAGAAGUCUAAGGACGAGGUUUGACACGAGGAUCGAGGGCAUGAUCUAAGUAUUUUUUUUCUAGAAACUCAUAGAGAUUAGUAUUGCGAAAAUGUGUUGUGCGGCGGUUGAACUAGCGAAACAAGAGGAAGACGGAACGAGGCAAUCGGCAAUGAUCGAGGAAACAAAUGUGUUGAUAGCGUUAGUUUUAAAAGCGCCAAAAAAAACCGCAAAAACCUAAAGUUUGGAGCUUUCAGGGUCUUCAAGUUUAUAGUUUUAUGAAACCCUUGAACUAUAAAAUUUCACAAAAUUAGAAGCAAUUGAGUAAACUCAAAGUUUUCCACCUCCAUGAGCACCGUAUUCGAUGACUGGGCUUCAGUCGUUUUGAUUUUUGGCCUCGAAAAAUCUAAAAUUAACUUUUUUUUUAAAUUAUAGAUCUUCAAUUAAACGGUGCGGAGAGUUGAACCUCGCCGAAGCCCUCUGUGAUGCUUACUUCGCGAAGGCUCAGUUGUGCACUCUGCUAAAUGAGGAUUCUCAAGCGACGCUUUUCUAUCAAAAAGUUUAUCAGAUUUUAACAUUAUUCACGAUCACAUGGUCGUUUUCAGUGCAUAUCUUUGAGCCGCAAGGGUUUGGCAAUUUUUGCUCUUGAACGAGAGAAGCUAGUCCACAGAUGUUUCUUCGGAUGCUAUACGAUUUUGAAGAAAAGUAAUAUGAAACAUGUUGCUGUAGACGCUCUCAGGUGUUAAUAUAAACCCAAUUUAUUUAUUUUUUUUGUUUGCUUCUAGAAGCGCGAUUAUGUCGGCCCAAUAUUGCAAUGACGAGGAGCGCAUUUGUUACUACCACGUUUGCAUGGCUCAAUUGUCAUAUGCAAAAGGUCAACCAAUCGAAGGUUUCUUUUUUUUUCCAAUUUCUCAUGAAUUUUCUUUUUCUCAGCUGUUUCGGAUGGAUUGAACGCCUUUGAUUUCGCGAGAGAAAUAUCUCACAGUGAACACGGCGCCAGAGCGUCUUUCAUUCUUUAUGUAGUGCUGAAGAGUUGCGGCGAAUUGCGGAAAGCAGCCUACUUUUUGGUCUACUACAGUCUAUAUGCUUACGAGGUAAAAUAUGCUUUUGAAGGUACAUACGUCUUUUUGAAAACUUUUUCGAAGAAGAGUUGUUAAGAAAAAAAUUAAAAAAUUAAAAAUUAGUGCUCAAAUCAACCCAAUAUUUGAAUUUCAGCUUGAAGACGGAGAAAUGUUGGCAAACAGCCUGGAACAUAUGAAGUCAUUAUUCGCAGCACAUCGUGCGAUAAGUUUGGAAAAAUGGGAAGUGGACAACACGCUGGACAAACUCACGCUCUUUCUGACCGUGCAAGAGUCGGAUUGCGAAAGUCUCGAGAAAUGGAGAACAUCUCGUGCAAAUCUUCAUUUCGGCCUUUUUUCUGUACCUUAUUCUCAUACAUUUUCCUGUUCGUCAAAGUUGAAUUCAGACGGAUACCGAAAACAAAGAAAAUGAAUCAGAAAACGAUUUCUUGGAGUUGCUCGAAAAACUGCAGGGUGGUAGACUAGAUGAACAGCGAUGUAACCUCGCCCCUUCUAUCGGAACGAAUAGGAACGUCAAAGGUUUUCAUCUUGAUUUCAAAAAAUGUUUUUCUCACAUGGCUUUUAUCAAACAUAAUUUUUAGAGUCUAAUGCAAACAAAAAGAAAAAGAAAACUGUUGAUUUCUUGCCAGGGCUUCGAUUGACGUCUCUUUCGAGGUAAUGUUCUAAUAAGAUCCAAAAAUACACAUCACGUUUUUCAGUCAAAAGUUGGACAAAGGUUUUUUCUCGAGGAUGAAAAACUUGAAGAAACUACACUCCGGUUUGACUCAAUCCUUUUUUGAAAACAACUUCUUUUUUUUGAGGCCCUUUGUCAACCAAAUCAAAAGAUGAGACGAGGUCCGAGAAAUCUGAAAAUUGA
This is a messenger RNA of Caenorhabditis auriculariae, 2413 nucleotides long. The record is from the annotation of a GenBank genome assembly. NCBI's taxonomy places the organism in Eukaryota, Metazoa, Nematoda, Chromadorea, Rhabditida, Rhabditidae.